AUUUAUGUUAAUGGAUAAUUAAAUCAUUUCUUUAGUAUAUUAUUCAACGAAUUUUCAUUAUAUUCGGAUCUAUACAACUUUUUUAAAGGGCAUAGCAACUAAAAGAGAAAGAAGAAGAAAGGGGGGAACUAACUCAAUCUAAUUCAUCAUCAUUUGGCUACUAAUAUCUAAUUUGCUUAAUCACAGGCAGUUCUACUAAACAUAGGACGGACUUUAUAUGAUCUGAUCUAUGAAUAAUUUAUUCAAUUUGACAUUACUAUAGAGUUGGAUUUAUUGUUGAUGUUAUUAUUAGAUCAUCCGAUGAUCCAAAUUCUGUGGAAUAUAUUAUAAACUCAAUUGUGGAUAAUAUAUAUAUAUACAAAGAAGAAAUGAAAGUGAAAAACAAGCGUCCAUAUAACCGAUCAGAGACGUGUACACGUAGUAGUAGUAGUAGUUCUCAUAGUAACACAACUUCUGGAACUAAUAAUACAUCAGUAUACAUUCCUAAUAAAUUGAAUGAACCAUUAGAUCAAUCAGAUAAUAACUAUUCUCCCUUGACAAGUAAUACAUUAAACAACAACAACACUAAUGAUGAUGAUAAUCUAAAUAAAAGUCAUAAGAAAGCUUGUAAUUCAACUAAUAAAAAUGCCAAGACACGUCAUAAAUCAAGUAAACAUACGAAUUCAUCAUCAUCAACGUCAACAUCAUCAUCAUCAUUAUCACCUUCCAAUUCAAGUAAUACUACUAAUAGUAGUACUGUAUCACAACUAAGUGGAACAUCCUUAAAAAUCACUCAUCGUGGUGGACGUACACAUGUAUCAUCUGUAAAUCCCAGUAGUAGUCAGACUAAUAACAAUUCGAUAUCGAAUACAAUACGUUUAUCUAAUUCCAAGACAAAUUGUUGUUCAUUAAAUAAUUGUUCAUCAUCUACAUCAACUACAUCAUCUAGUGGAAUUAAUGAAUCAGUUGAUCCAUAUGAAUUUGCUGUAAAAACUGAUGAAUCAAUGAAUCAAUGUGGAUUGAAUGAUAGUUUAAUACCAAUUAAACGAUUAAAAUUAGAAAGAAAUGAUGAACGAUGUAAUGUGCUCACUACUGAUUCAGCUAGAAGUAGUCCAAUGUUACAUACUACUACUACAAUCAAUAAUACUAAUCGUAGUGAUAAUUCCUUCAAUCAUUCAAGUCCUGGUUCCAAUUCUUCACCACUUGCUCAAUCCUGUACACGUCCAUUGUCUGUAUUCACUGAUUUCUCUAGUUCAAAUAAUAACAACACUAAUACUAUUGCUACUACUACUACUAAUAAUAACAUUAAUGAAAGUGGGAUUACACGUCGUAAAUCAGAUACUGUAGAUGCUACUGCUAUUAGUACUACUGACAACAUGACGAUAAAUUCAUCUACAUCAUUAUCACCUCAUAAUUAUUAUACAUGUAGUGAGAUCAAUGCAAAUAUGUCAAUUACAUCAGAUUCACUAAUGUCAUUCCCGACACAGUCAAAGUUGACUGAGACUAGAGCUGAAACUCCAUCUACCAUACCAGCUAGUGACCCUUCAUUAUGUGAUACUACAUCCAUUGUCAUUACUUCUGCUGAUAAGAAUAAAAGUGAUAAUACAUCUGCUAAAAGCAAUCGCAAUAUUGACACUAUUAAUACUACUACUACUACUAAUGAUAAUAGUCAGACAUUAAGUAGUAUGAACAAUCCUUCAUCUUUUACAUCGAAUAAAAUGUUGAAUAAUUUGGAUAAAACUCACCCACCAGAAACAUGGAUUAUUUCACAUUCCCCCGCCUCUUCCUCUUUCUCCUGUUCCCAACCACCAUCUCCACCACCGCCACCAUUAGCAAUGACGAUGACAACGACAGUGAUGUUAUCGCAACUGGGAUCGAAUAGUUUACUCUCAUCUUCAUCAUCAAUACAAUCUUCAGUAAAAUCGCCAUUGAUGAUAUCAUCAACUACUACCUCAACAUUAUCACCUAUCACCACCUCCCUUUCCUUCUCCUCUUCUCCAUCGUCAUCCCAGUUAGCAACAACAUCAUUCAUUCCUUCUAGUCAACAAUAUACGACGUCAUCGUCGUUAACUACUACUACUACUACCAACACAACUGUUCCAACAAUUAUACCAGAACGACGAUGUACCGGUGUCAAUACUCUACUAGAUAAUUCCAAAGCUACAUUAACUGAACCAGAUUUAUUAGGACCAUGUGAACCAGGCACUACAAUUUGUUUAAAUGGAAUUGUUUGGUUAGAAACUACAACUGGAGUAUUAGUUGUCAAUGUGACAUGGAGAGGUCGAACUUAUAUUGGUACUUUAUUAGAUGCAACACAACAUGAUUUUGCUCCACCAUGUCCACGAGAUUAUGUACCUCCAUUUAAAUCAUCCAUACGAUCUAGUAAUCGUACAAAACGUCGAACUGGAGUUGGAACAAAUUAUAAACCAAAUUUAACUAAUCAUCUUACAACAAAUGAUUGUAAUUGGAAAUCUACUACAAAUGGAAGACAUCGACUACGUGGCCGAGCUUCAAAUUCACCUGCAGUCAAUAAUAAUAAUGGUAAUGGUAUUGAAACUAUUUCCACAACAAAUCGAUGCAAUACACAUCAUCUAACAAAAAUUGAUACAGAGAAAGAAUUAAUCAAUGAUAAUGUUAUUCAAGAAGAUACUGAUAUAAUUCAAUGUCUUCCUCAUGUAUCUGAUGAAGAACACCUAACACGAAGUAGUAGUAAUAAUCGAAAAUCUAAAUUACAUAAUAAAAGUCGUAAACUAUUUCGAGGUAGUAGUACAUCAUCAAGUGAUUGUCCAUCAGAAAUUCUACCAGAUCUUGAAAAAUUAUCUGAAAUUGGAGAUUUCCCCGGUAAAACUGAUGGAAUUUUAUGUGAUCCACCAAAUCCUGAUCAUUCUCGACCCCAGACUCCAUCAUGUAUGAGCAAUAAUACUAUCAACCCUGAUAAGAAUAGUAAUGAUCAUGUUUGUUUUGAAGAAAAUGAUGAACUGCAUGAAACCUUUCCAAUUGGUUGUCCAAUUGAUGGUUGUAAAAAACGUUUCUCACAUGUUUUAGCUUUACGUUUUCAUUUAAAUCAUACAUCACAUUGUAAUUUAUUAGAUUCACAUAAGAAACGUCCUUCUAGUAUUGAUUUAAAGAAACAAGAUAUCAUGGAUACCACUUCUAUUAUGACUAUGACAACUACUACUGAUACUAAUGAUAAUAAGAAUAAUAACAGUGCAGAGAAUGGUAGUUCAACAUAUUUAAAGUGUCCACCAACUAUUUCACCUUGUCAACCUUCCAGUUCAUCCCCACUAUCCAUAGGAAUAACAACUUCAGGUCUAUUGAAUUCAUUUAGUGGACCAUUAUUACCAUCAUCGUCGUCGUCGUUACAACAACAACAAUUAAAGCAAGAAUCCAAUCUAUAUGAUCCACAAAGUUGUCCAGUACUACAAUCCACAUCUGAAUAUCAUCGUGAUACAAUGUCUAUACCUUUACAACAAAUGAAUAUGUCUACUCAUCAUCAUAAUUAUAAAUUGUAUCAUAAAAAUGAACAGAAGUUAUUUGAUAUGAACUUGUCAAAUGAUUAUGUCAAUGUAAUAAAGAAUAGUAAUACUACUAAUGAUAAUAAUAAUAGUGAUAGUAGUAUGAAUAGUGUAAUGCAUUCCGUUAGUAAACAACGGAAUAAUGAAAUGAAUAAACAUUCUGGCAGUAAAAAACGUUCAUCUACAUCCAUGUCAUCUAAUAACAAUAAUAAUCCAAUUAUUGAUAUCACUUCAUUGAAUAAUGUACGUACAGUAACAGCGCAUACAGUAUCCGUGCCUCAUGGUUCAUUAGAUAUUGUUGGUAAUUUAAAUUCCCGAUCUAAUCAACAACAUCAACAUCAUCAUCAUGGACAGCAACAAAAUCAUCAAACUAACAAUGGUAAUUCAUUUCCCUACUCGAAGCGAACAACUCCAACAUCAUCAACUACUCCACGUGAUUUCAGUAGUAAACAUAAAGGGGGACAACAACAAUUAUCCAAUAAAUUGUCUUAUCCAAAUAUGAAAAUCGAUAAUAAUCAUAACAAUUCUACAGUGAUGAACUAUUCUCGUUACAGUAGUGGUAGUACCCAACAUUAUGGUAGUUUAGAUCAACAAUCAAUAAAAAGUGAAUUAAGCAAUGAUUAUAUGAUAAAUUUAACAAUGUGUCAUACUACUACUGCUACUAAUAUGAGUACCAUGUCGAAAUUGAAGAAUCUAACAGUUAAUCAGCAAGAAUUGAAUACAUCACUAUCUAAUAACAAUAUGAUCCCAUCGUUCCUUCUUCAAAAUGCAUGGAAUCUUCAAUUGCCAACUUCAUCUACAUACACACAAUCUAUGCCAUUAUCAUUUAAUAAUAGUAAUAAAGAGGAUGAAUCGAAAUCUACCAUAAACUCAUUAACUAACGGUUUACCAUCUUCAUUAUAUCUCUCGACAUAUUCAAAUAUGCCAACGCUUACUUCUUCCGGUAGCGUUGUUAAUAACAGUCCUAUAAACACUAUGCCAUGUUCAUCUACACCGUCAUUAUCCAUGUAUGAAAUGUCUACAGCAUCACAACCAUUCAAUGAUUCCAAACAAUAUAUUCCGUCUAAUCAUCAUCAUCCAUUUGGUACUUCAAAUCAGAGUGCAGAUUUGAAUACUACUACUACUAAUAAUAAUAAUACUAGUAGUAUGUAUUAUGGUAUCCCCGAUUUCUUAGUUGCUGCUUUAAGUACGUUAGCAUCAAAUGCUUCAUCAUAUUCUUGUAUACCGGAACCUUUUAAAUCGUAUUUUAAUCAGAAUUCUUUAAUGAACAAUACUACUAAUCCUAUCAAUACUACUCAUUUGAAUAGUAAUGGUAAUUCUAUCAGUAAAGUAACUAAUUUAUCCUCUUCAAAUAUGUCACCAUCAAAUUCAGGUAUAUUGGAUGGUACAAUUAAUAAUCGAUUUUUUAAUCCACAAUUCUUUCAAAAUUAUGGGACUAAUCUUUCAAAUGUACAAAAUUUUCAAUCAUUUAAUCAUAAUAAUGGUGGUGGUGCUGGUAAUGUAACUUUAAAUCCGGAAAGAUUAGAUCCAUUGAAAUUAUCUGCAGCCUACUUGAUGCAAUAUACAAAUCCAGAUACUACACAAUUAUUAUCAUCCUCAGUAUCAUCAUCAUCGGUAACAUCAACUUAUGGGAAUAGUAUAUUACCAUGA
Schistosoma rodhaini is the source of this 5144-nucleotide messenger RNA. Lineage: Eukaryota; Metazoa; Platyhelminthes; Trematoda; Strigeidida; Schistosomatidae. The record is from the annotation of a GenBank genome assembly.